Molecule: messenger RNA, 1106 nt
Organism: Ceraceosorus guamensis
Lineage: Eukaryota; Fungi; Basidiomycota; Exobasidiomycetes; Ceraceosorales; Ceraceosoraceae
Product: clathrin adaptor, sigma subunit/coatomer, zeta subunit
Exons: 3
Coding region: 99-935 (278 amino acids)
Biological process (GO): protein transport; vesicle-mediated transport
Cellular component (GO): intracellular membrane-bounded organelle
Source: RefSeq, a predicted model, not a curated record
CGGCGUCCAUCUUAGCUUAUCAUCUCGAUCCUAGAUCGUUCCAGCAACAAAAACACCUGCUUUGAUCAUCCUCUGCUCGACCCUAGCUCGCACGCACGAUGGCUAUACAUGCGCUCCUCAUCUUCAACAACAAGGGACAACCCCGACUGGUCUCCAUCUACGCUCCUCUCUCUACGCAGAUUCAAGUAGCGCUAGUAUCUCGAAUCAAGACUCGUAUAUUCGAUCGACCGUCCAGUCUUAGCGUGGGUGCAGGCCGAAGCAAUAGGGCUAGAGCUUCUUCUUCGAGCGCAAGUGGUGCUCAGACAAAUGCAGAGCUAGGCACCGAAGAGUACGCCGAGUCCAACUUUUUGGACGGGAGCGAAUUUGCGCCGGUGUUCUUGUCUGCUAGCGGCAGUAAGGGCAAAGCGAGACGGAACGAAGAGGCGGAUGAUGGAGCGGCAGCAGCAGCAGCAGAAGUGGGAGAUCGCAUCGGCAUUACAAAGGGAAGAGUGGAAGGCGAUCAGGAGGAGGAAGAGCAAGAGAGAUUGGGAAGAGGUUGGAAAAUCGUUUGGAGAAAUUAUGCGACGCUUUACUUUGCGUGUAUCGUGGACGAGAGCGAGAGUCCGUUGGGUAUAUUGGACUUGAUACAGGUAUUUGUGGAAGCGCUGGAUCGAUGUUUCGAGAAUGUGUGCGAGCUUGACCUCAUCUUCCAUUUCGACGAGGUACAUGCCAUCUUGUCCGAGAUCAUCCAAGGUGGUUUAGUGCUGGAUACUUCUCUAGAGUCCAUUUGUGCGAAUGCUAGCGCGAGUGCACGAGCGAGAAAAAAGAGCGCAGCGCAAAGCUCAGCCGUAGCUGCUGCUCUACCUGGUUUGGCCGAUUGGAUAGCUCCUGGAGGUGCAGCCUCUGGUACGUGGGGAGAUAGUUGGAGAAGAGAGAUAUCUAGGUUUACGCAAUAAGCUGGCGCUAGUCUUUGGUGCUGGCUGCCCGCAAAACUUUUCAGAGAGACCAACGCAAUGCGACAAUUGCCUGCUCGUGGAAUAGAGUGUUUGUUCACUGUCGAUACGCUCUCAUCGCCAAGAGGAGUGCUUCUGUUCUGCGUUGCAGCACCUCGACCAGCUGCAGACUGU